AUGCUGCCUGCCAUUGGGUUGAUCCCGAUUUGGUUUGCGCAUGGACGAUUUUGGUUGAUGGGAGAAAACGACUGGGUCAACACGGACGAUCAACUUGCAAGUAGAGGCAUGCCGGGGAUUCUCGUGUUUCAUGCACUCUUGUGGUGGUGGGAAAGUCCCCGAAAGGAUCGACCCGUCCCGGAAGUCGCCAUGGGGUUGUGGGGGGUGUAUAUCUUGCAUCUGCUGUUUCAAGUCUUUUAUGUCAAUCCUGCCAAUAGUACUGAAGAUGAUGCUGCCAAAGAAGAAGCUUGGUCGGUGGCCACCAAGUACUUUCCAUCGACCAUUACAACUACAAUCUCCAGUCGAAUCUCCUUGGGAAUGGCAGUGGAUGUAUGGUUGAUCAUGGGCGCCACUUUGUUUGUCAGUUAUUGGAGUCCCGACGAGGGACAUUUACUGGCCAACACCACAUUGUUGAUUCGACAACGCAUGACGCAAUCCAUAAAACCAGCCAUGGUAGGGACUCCGCUCUGGUUCAUUCUAGGUCACUUGACGCUCGGGAGUGGCUGUCAGGGGUGGGAUUCAACAAUCACUGCCCUCUUCUUGCAAGCACUCGUCACGGUCCUGCCAUUUCACAUUCUCCUUUGGCAGCGAGAAAAAGAACGAACCAAUCAGGAACAACCCUUUCCAGGGCACAUGGCAGUGGCAUUGCUCGUCUACUAUGCCCUGCAAAUUAUUUGUCAGUUUUUUAUUCAUGACAAAAACAUUGUGGAGUACUACCUUCACAUGCCACCAAAACUUGUUGCCAGCGCGGCUUGGACCAUCAAAACGCUUAUUUUGGUCAACAUGGCCAUCAUUCUACGCAUGAGCUACGAUCGAGACCAAGAAGAAGAAGAUGCUACGGCAGUAGGAACAAAUGUCCUGAAUGGAAAUAAUGCUACUGGGGCCGCCGGUACACCAGACAGCAAUACACCUUCCCAGCCUGUUGCCUCGGCUCCCACGGGAAAUAAUGACGCAAACAGUGCUGUGGAGCCCACAACCGAAGAACAAUUGCGACAACCUCUGUUGGAGGCGGACCGCGAUGCAGCAGAAACAGCCGCAGCAGAAGUCCCAACAGCAACGGAAGAAGUGUAG
Molecule: messenger RNA, 1110 nt
Organism: Seminavis robusta
Lineage: Eukaryota; Bacillariophyta; Bacillariophyceae; Naviculales; Naviculaceae
Source: the annotation of a GenBank genome assembly